AUGGACCCCGAGUUCGACGAUGUGGUGGCGGUGGAGGAUCUGAUGGUGAGGCCACGCCCCCUCCGCGCCUGGACACGCCCCCUUUUGGCUGCCACGCCCACCCCGUGGACCCCCGACCGCCGCGACCCCCCCGGGCCACGCCCCUUUUGCGCCCCCGGCGCCGCCCGGCUUGGCCACGCCCACUCGCCCACGCCCUCUGUGUGGCCACGCCCCUUCGUUGAUACCCCCAGGGGCGGGGCUAGCUCAGGGGGCGGGGCCUGGUGCGGAGCCGGUACCGCGAGGACACGGCCCGCGGGGUGGCGCUGCUCUCCGGUGAGGGGCGGGGCUAGCUCAGGGGGCGGGGCCUGGUGCGGAGCCGGUACCGCGAGGACACGGCCCGCGGGGUGGCGCUGCUCUCCGGUGAGGGGCGGGGCUAGCUCAGGGGGCGGGGCCUGGUGCGGAGCCGGUACCGCGAGGACACGGCCCGCGGGGUGGCGCUGCUCUCCGGUGAGGGGCGGGGCUAGCUCAGGGGGCGGGGCCUGGUGCGGAGCCGGUACCGCGAGGACACGGCCCGCGGGGUGGCGCUGCUCUCCGGUGAGGGGCGGGGCUAGCUCAGGGGGCGGGGCCUGGUGCGGAGCCGGUACCGCGAGGACACGGCCCGCGGGGUGGCGCUGCUCUCCGGUGAGGGGCGGGGCUAGCUCAGGGGGCGGGGCCUGGUGCGGAGCCGGUACCGCGAGGACACGGCCCGCGGGGUGGCGCUGCUCUCCGGUGAGGGGCGGGGCUAGCUCAGGGGGCGGGGCCUGGUGCGGAGCCGGUACCGCGAGGACACGGCCCGCGGGGUGGCGCUGCUCUCCGGUGAGGGGCGGGGCUAGCUCAGGGGGCGGGGCCUGGUGCGGAGCCGGUACCGCGAGGACACGGCCCGCGGGGUGGCGCUGCUCUCCGGUGAGGGGCGGGGCUAGCUCAGGGGGCGGGGCCUGGUGCGGAGCCGGUACCGCGAGGACACGGCCCGCGGGGUGGCGCUGCUCUCCGGUGAGGGGCGGGGCUAGCUCAGGGGGCGGGGCCUGGUGCGGAGCCGGUACCGCGAGGACACGGCCCGCGGGGUGGCGCUGCUCUCCGGUGAGGGGCGGGGCUAGCUCAGGGGGCGGGGCCUGGUGCGGAGCCGGUACCGCGAGGACACGGCCCGCGGGGUGGCGCUGCUCUCCGGUGAGGGGCGGGGCUAGCUCAGGGGGCGGGGCCUGGUGCGGAGCCGGUACCGCGAGGACACGGCCCGCGGGGUGGCGCUGCUCUCCGGUGAGGGGCGGGGCUAGCUCAGGGGGCGGGGCCUGGUGCGGAGCCGGUACCGCGAGGACACGGCCCGCGGGGUGGCGCUGCUCUCCGGUGAGGGGCGGGGCUAGCUCAGGGGGCGGGGCCUGGUGCGGAGCCGGUACCGCGAGGACACGGCCCGCGGGGUGGCGCUGCUCUCCGGUGAGGGGCGGGGCUAGCUCAGGGGGCGGGGCCUGGUGCGGAGCCGGUACCGCGAGGACACGGCCCGCGGGGUGGCGCUGCUCUCCGGUGAGGGGCGGGGCUAGCUCAGGGGGCGGGGCCUGGUGCGGAGCCGGUACCGCGAGGACACGGCCCGCGGGGUGGCGCUGCUCUCCGGUGAGGGGCGGGGCUAGCUCAGGGGGCGGGGCCUGGUGCGGAGCCGGUACCGCGAGGACACGGCCCGCGGGGUGGCGCUGCUCUCCGGUGAGGGGCGGGGCUAGCUCAGGGGGCGGGGCCUGGUGCGGAGCCGGUACCGCGAGGACACGGCCCGCGGGGUGGCGCUGCUCUCCGGUGAGGGGCGGGGCUAGCUCAGGGGGCGGGGCCUGGUGCGGAGCCGGUACCGCGAGGACACGGCCCGCGGGGUGGCGCUGCUCUCCGGUGAGGGGCGGGGCUAGCUCAGGGGGCGGGGCCUGGUGCGGAGCCGGUACCGCGAGGACACGGCCCGCGGGGUGGCGCUGCUCUCCGGUGAGGGGCGGGGCUAGCACAGGGGGCGGGGCCUGGUGCGGAGCCGGUACCGCGAGGACACGGCCCGCGGGGUGGCGCUGCUCUCCGAGCUGCUGCCCGAGACCCCCCCGGAGGAGCAGAGAGACAUCCUGUUCUACCUGGGGCUGGGGUACUACCGGCUCAAGGAGUACGAGCGCUCGCUGGAGCACCUGGAGCGGGGGCUGGGGGGCUCGGGGGGGCGCUGACCAGCGCCGGACACCAGUUCAACCAGUUACACCAGUGCCGGACAGCGGGGACACCAGUGACAGCAGUGACAGCAGUGCCGGACACCAGUUAAACCAGUAA
Molecule: messenger RNA, 2289 nt
Organism: Pyrgilauda ruficollis (rufous-necked snowfinch)
Lineage: Eukaryota; Metazoa; Chordata; Aves; Passeriformes; Passeridae
Product: loricrin-like
Exons: 5
Coding region: 1-2289 (762 amino acids)
Source: RefSeq, a predicted model, not a curated record